UACUCAGCUAACGUUUGUGGGAUUGAAAAGGUUUGGCUCAAACGCAUAAGUAGCUUGUAAGCUCUUCUUGCGAGCCAACCAAUGUAACGUCUAGCUGUUACUGGUUAGCGUUUAGGUAGUUCCUCUUGGUUUUCUGUUGUUUUUGUUUUACACUGUUAAUGAGACAGAUGACGUUUGUUUGAAGUGAUAACACAUAACUAAAGCCACAGCCAUAUGUUUGGUCAGUAGUAGAACUGAUUGUAAAAAAAAGUUAGUUUGUUUUGUGCUCGCUGAGCAACUGGUAAAAGUAGCAAGAGAUUUGCAAAAAGAAUGGAUAUUAGAGAUUCUGCAGGAAGGUGGGACGCCUUGGGUAGCAAAGAUGUCAGCUCUAGAGAGGAGGCAAUGGAAAACAUACGGCAAGAAGUUAUGAGAAGCGUGGAGAACAUAGGGCCGAUGAACGAGGUCCUCUCCGCUCCGGGGUCACCUGCUGUCUCUCCGAGUGACCUGAACGACGUGCUGGCCCGUCUGCUCAUGCUGUCCAAGAGAUGUCCCUACGCUGACGUCAGGGAGAAAUGCGCACGGGUACUGCAGAGCGUCCAGGAAAUCGGAGUAAGAAUCCCAAGACCUCUGGGAAACGGACCAAGCAGAUUUAUCCCUGAGAAAGAGAUACUUCAAGUGAGCAAAGUGGACGCAAGAACACAGACAAUAUUUGAAGACGCCUUCGCAGCAUUGGGUCGCCUCGACAACAUCUCCUUGGUAAUGGGAUUCCACCCUCGUUAUCUGGAGAGUUUCCUGCGGACACAGCACUACUUGCUGCAGAUGGACGGGCCCCUCUCACUGCACUACCGUCACUACAUCGGUAUCAUGGCUGCGGCCAGGCAUCAGUGUUCGUAUCUGGUGAACUUGCACGUCAACGACUUCCUGCAAGUGGGAGGGGACCCCAAGUGGUUGAAUGGCCUGGACGGUGCCCCACAGAAACUGCAGAAUUUGGGAGAGCUGAACAAAAUCCUUGCUCACCGCCCAUGGCUCGUGACCAAAGCGCACAUAGAGCAACUGCUGAAGGCGGAGGAGCACAGCUGGUCUCUGGCAGAGCUCAUCCACGCGGUGGUCCUCCUGACUCAUUACCAUUCCCUGGCCUCUUUCACAUUCGGCUGUGGAAUCAGCCCCGAGAUCCACUGCGACGGGGGCCACACCUUCAGGCCCCCGUCCGUCAGCAACUACUGCGUGUGUGACAUUGCCAACGGCAAUGGAGCUACAGAGGAGAUGCUGGCCAACCAUCCGAUGCCCGAGGCGUCCAGCGAGGUGGAGGUGCUGAUGGAGAGGAUGAAGCAGCUCCAGGAGUGCCGGGACGAGGAGGAGGCCAGCCAGGAAGAGAUGGCCACGCGCUUCGAGAGGGAGAAGACGGAGAGCAUGCUGGUGGUCACCGCAGAGGAUGAUGAGAUGAUGCCAUCAAGAGAUGUGUCCCGUCACUUUGAGGAUCCGACUUACGGAUACAAGGACUUCUCCAGACGAGGAGAGCACGUGCCUACCUUCCGUGUUCAGGACUAUAGUUGGGAGGAUCAUGGGUACUCCUUAGUGAACCGUCUCUACCCCGACGUUGGGCAGCUACUGGAUGAGAAGUUCCAGAUGGCGUACAACUUGACGUACAACACCAUGGCCACGCACAAAGACGUGGACACCUCCAUGCUGAGGCGGGCUAUCUGGAACUACAUACACUGCAUGUUCGGAAUCAGAUACGAUGAUUACGACUACGGCGAGAUAAAUCAGCUGUUGGACCGUAGCUUUAAAGUGUAUAUCAAGACCAUGGUCUGCAGCCCAGAGAAGAUAACAAAAAGAAUGUAUGAGAGCUUCUGGAGGCAGUUUCAACACUCUGAGAAGGUACAUGUGAAUUUGCUUCUUAUGGAAGCGCGGAUGCAGGCUGAACUGCUUUACGCUCUGAGAGCCAUCACUCGCUACAUGACAUGAAGUGCUUUUUUUUUUUUUCCUCUUUGUGAUCUUGUGGACAUUUUAAAAGAAGCCUGAAUGUGACGUAGAUCUCCAUGAUGGAUGCUGAAAAACGAAAGAAAGUCAUUUGAACCCAGAGCUGGACAAUUGACUGACUAGCUGCUCCAUUGUGCCAAAAUCCCACCAUUGGGGGGGGGAGCGGCGGGCGGGGCGGGGCGGGGGCGCGCCUGGGCCAAAUGCCUGUCCGCCACACAUCGUCUGAUGGACAGAAGGCUGGAGGCCAGUCUUCAGUAUUCCAUCACAUCUGCAGUAGAUGUCACUGAAUACCAUGUGAAAACAUUGCAGCUUCCAUACCAGUGCGCCUGACUGCACUACGUAUUUAGUAGUUGAUGUUUUUUUUUUUUGUAUUAAAGUUGACGUUGAGGCAACUGGAUUUAGAAGCAUUACUUGGCUGUAUGUUUGCCUGAAUACAGCACCACAGAGGUGCAAAGGGGGGAGGGGGAGGGGGGGGUGCCGCUGCUCUUCUUGAUGCUGGGAUGUUGUUGCACCCCUCAGCUGUUCAUGUAAGCUAACACAAACGUGUAACACUGUCUGAGCCUACCUGUGGUUGUUUGUAAGAAACCACUUUUUUAUUUUAAUCCACAUUGUGAUCCAAUUAUAUUUCACUUUUGUAGCCUUUGGAAUUUCAAACGUGGAGCGAAACACUUUGAAGGAUGACCGCUUCUGCUGUACAAGACAAUUAUCCACUUAUCCAACUUUUUUUUUUUUUUGAAGCUUUGUUCUGUUAAUGGUCUUCCUGCAAAAGUGCUUCCCAUAUUCUCUCUGCACUUGUCUUCCACAUGGGGGUCAUCUAACAUUUUAAGUUUUGCAUUUGAAUAUAAAUACCUCUCUGAAUGCUCUUUCUGAGCAGACCUUCUCUUUGGCACCUGGCCUCCCACAGUGUUGCAGGUGAAUGGAGGCUUGCUCGGCUGCAGACAGUGAUAUCAUGCUAGUUCUUACUGUUGAAAUGUAACCAGUAUAAGCCGUUUUUUCAAGAUGGGGUGGAGAGUCCUUUUUCGUUGGUUUUACCAGAAAAGGCGUGGAUUCAAAAGACGAUUGAAAUGGUUGGAGAUAAUAACUGAGAAGAGGAAGGGGAAGGGGAUGGUACAAUUUCAAAAUGCUUGUAACAAGUAUACAAGGUUUUCAUGGAAACUGAUGUCAGUUACUGGCAUUUUUAUAAGAAAUAUAAAGUGUUUUCAUUGCA
This is a messenger RNA of Megalops cyprinoides (Indo-Pacific tarpon), 3166 nucleotides long. RefSeq names its product sestrin 1 (gene sesn1). Gene Ontology annotation, cellular component: nucleus. The record is from RefSeq and is a predicted model, not a curated record. The transcript has 10 exons. The coding region runs from base 310 to 1944 and encodes 544 amino acids. Lineage: Eukaryota; Metazoa; Chordata; Actinopteri; Elopiformes; Megalopidae. Gene Ontology annotation, molecular function: oxidoreductase activity, acting on peroxide as acceptor; L-leucine binding. Gene Ontology annotation, biological process: regulation of response to reactive oxygen species; negative regulation of TORC1 signaling; cellular response to leucine starvation.